GUCAGUGCUCCAGCCUCAUAAAAUAUCGAUAUGUAAACAAGAUUGUGACGCAGAAAACAAUUAAUGAGGCAGUUAGCUGCACUUCCAUAUUUGUACUCUUAAGUUUUUAUUCUUCUUACGAAGCUGGGCCUUAAGAAAUUUGAGAUGCCUUCUUAAUAAGAAAAACGUGACGCAUUUAUCUAUCCAUCAGUAUCCGCUUGCGUCUUUCCUCAUCCGUCGCUAACCACAGGGGAACGGUUGUCAACAUGCACAGAAGGUGAUAAUGAAUUUAAUGUGUUCUAAAGAUGUCUCUUGCGGCGCGCCGGUACAGGCACAGCUGAAAAGUUGAUAUUUUUUGCAGCUGGAAGAGUAAGAUCAAUUUAUUGUACAGUUUUGUUAUUUGGAGUGAAGUGAGGAACAUUAUGCCUGUGAAGAUGCAAAAGCCGGGUGAUAGAGGGAUGGACAAUUUGUGCACCUCUUUUCAGGCCAUCCAUGAGUACAACCAAUCUCACCUAGUCUUUGAUUUGUACAUGGCUGUUGUUUCUGGAGAAACUCAGUUAGUGAGAAAUAUUUUACUUUCACAUCCAGAUGUGGAUUUCAAUAUUCUAGUCAAAGGAGCAACUGUGCUGUCAUUGUCACUGUACAAACGUCACUUUGACAUAUUCGGACUGCUAAUGAGGCACUGUGAAAAGAGCAGGAAAUUAAAUUUAAACAUUUGCAGCAAAGACCACCUAAACCGAAUUGAACCACCAGUAAUUACAGCAUGCAGAAUGCACUUCCUAGAAGGAGUAGUAACUCUAAUAAAUGCUGGAGCAGAUAUUGAUGCAGUGGAUAGCAAUGGCCACACUGCAUUGUGGGUAGCCUCUCGACAACAAAUGCCUGAUCUUGUGGAAUAUCUCAUCUUAAAUGGUGCUAGUGUAAACAAAACGGAUCGUUUUAAUUACACACCUCUUCUCACGGCUUUGACCUACAGAGUUAGCUCAAUUAUCACUAAGACUUUGAUUUUGAAUGGAAGCAGUUUGGAAGGUCCGAAAGUGUCUGUCAUGGCUCAACAAACACCGCUCUUUUGGGCAGCAAAAAGCAAGAAUAUUGAAAUUGUGCGCCUGAUUUUGUCUGCAGGACUGCCUAGCUCUGAAAUCAAGAGUGUUCACCGAGCAUUGCUAAUGGAUGGAGAAGUGGAUUCUCAAAUUCUUAGUCUUUUGAAUUCAGAGUAUCAAAAACCACCAUUGCUGAGGCAGAUUUGCAGGAGGGCUGUGAGGAAUUGUGUCAGCAAGUGCUGCAAUGGAAAAGAUUUUAUUAAAAAUAUAAAUGUUUUGCCAUUGCCUGUUAUUAUAAAACAAUAUUUGACCUUAAAAUGAGCAAUUGUCACUAAAAAAAGUAAAUUAGUGUUGCUUAUAAAUACAUGUACUAAAAGAUGAAAAUCCUUUUCUUAAAAUGUAUUGAGAAAUAUGCAUGCUUAUAUCUUGCCUUUAAAUCUUCAUUAUAGAUAUUAGUUACCUUUGAUGCUAUGUUGAUAUUUUUUAUUAAGAUUUUAAAAUAUCUAAGAAUUGAAUUUUGCAUAGAAUACAUAGUUAUCUAGAUCUGUGUUAUGCUUAUAUUUAUAUAUGUUCUAGUUGUAGAAUUUAAAAAUUCUAUGUUUUCUUUAGCUUUUUUGCCUAAAAGGUUUCUUAGAUUCAUGCAUAAAAAAACACUUGCUGCAUUAAGUUUUCUGAACUAAUUGCACUUCUGUGUAUUGUUUAAGUCUCUGACUUGUGGAAACAAUGAUCAAAGUAAUUGUAUGCACAGUUUCUCCAGAUUUGUAUGAAGAGAAUGAAGACCUUCAUGUAACCUCUUCUGCAUCAUUGGGCCUUGAUCCUUGUUGGAUCUUUAUGUAGAGGUUUCAUGACAGUUUAUAUUUUAAAUGUACAUACAAGAAAUACUGGUAUUUAUUUGUACAGUUAUUGAUUAACCUUACAUGUAUGAGUUUGUUUUUUUUUUUUUUUUUUUUUUUUUGUAUAUACUGAAAAUAUGGAAAAUUGAGUAUUCUGCCAAUUUAAACAUUAAUUAUGUGUUCAAAUUAAUUCAUAUGCUGAUGAAGUCUUCAUCAGGUAAAAUUUCACACUUACAGUAAGAAACUUGAACACUUGUAUAGAAAGCAAUUAUUUAAUUGUUGAAUGUGAAAUUAUUUAAUUGUUGAAUAUGAAAAUGGUAUACUUUAUGUUAUUGCAUUUAUAUAGUUGCUAUAGAUGUUUUUUUGUAGGACUGCAAAGCAGUAUAAAUUGAAUGAUGUUAUGUACCUGUUCAUAAUGCAUAAUGCCAUGCAUGCCAAUUUUUCAUGCACAUAAGAAUUAUUUUUUAGUAUGUGUACUGUGCAUGAAAUUGCCAAACUCUAGUCAUUCUGUGUAUUAUAAUAAUUAUUAUAAAAUACUGAACAUUUUAAUAACUAUCUAACAUGCAUUGCGAAAAUCACUUGUUUUAGUUUAGUUUUAAAUCAUAUAUAAGGUUAAAAAUUUGUAUUCUGACAUAUAUCUUGAUAUUUGUUUUGUAAAAUAUGGCACUUGUUCUUGAAAUUUGAAAUAGUGUGAAGGAUAUGAAGUUGAAAUGGCCAAAUGUGAUUCACUGCAUAGCAUAUUUAAGGUUCAUUGAUACUCUGACAAGAGAGACAACUCUUCAUAGGAUAAAUUUCGAUUUUGUCAAGUUGAGAAUUAAUGUCUUUAUUGACCAGUUUUGCUCUACAAGCUAUACUAAAAUUAUUUGCAUUUUACUUAUGAAAUACAUUUCUUUUGGAAAUUCAUGAUCCUUAAAGCAAUAUUUUAUAUGAGUGAACAGAGGGAUAUGAACCUUAGAUUUUAUUUUGAAGCAAACAUCUGAGAAUAAUGGUAAACAGACAUCUCUACACAGUCCUAUACUUACAGUUAGGAAGACAAUAAAUGCAUUACAUGAUAGAUAUGAUUGUAAAUUGAAGUCUGUGCCAUAUCGAGUAUUCCAAACCUAGGUGUAUUAUGUAAAUGUUAUUAUAAUAGAUCGACAUAAAUUUUUCACAUGUGACAUUAGUUUUAAACUGUGAAAUGAAUUUGAACAUGCAUAUUGAAUGAUUUUUGGGUUUGUAUGUGGUGUUCAAUUAAACAAAAUAUAAACAUGACAUACCAUAUGUUCCGUGACAUAAAAAUAUGUCAGCUAAAUGCCACACUCUGCAUUGUGACAUAAAACAAAAUUGGUGCUUUUUCAAAUUACCAAAUUAAAGAUUGCAUAUUAUACUUCUAAAUUUCAUUUUUGCAAUUCUGUGUUUUCUUUUUUGUUUUGUUGUAUCUCAGCCAUAUGACAUUAAAAGCUUUAAAACUUU
This is a messenger RNA of Saccostrea echinata, 3301 nucleotides long. Its product is annotated as histone-lysine N-methyltransferase EHMT1-like. Gene Ontology annotation, biological process: intracellular signal transduction. Lineage: Eukaryota; Metazoa; Mollusca; Bivalvia; Ostreida; Ostreidae. The transcript has a single exon. Bases 402 to 1337 code for a protein of 311 amino acids. The record is from RefSeq and is a predicted model, not a curated record. Gene Ontology annotation, molecular function: protein binding.